ACAACAAAAGAGGAUCGAAAUACAUCAAACCAUCUUUGACAGCAGAAGAGAAAAGAGAAAAAGUCUCAAGAAGCAAUUCAAGGAUCCUGCAACCUGCAUUCAAUUCAUUCAAUUCAUUCAAUUCAUUCAUCCAUUCACCCCAUCCAUCCAUCCAUCCAUCCAUCCAUCCAUCCAUCCAUCCAUCCAUCCAUCCAUCCAUUCACUCAUUCACCGAAUGCAUUUUCUUUCCAUUCAUACCACCUACUCGAGUACGUACAGUGAAGAAACAAGCUUCAAGUCUACUCGAAUCCCUUCAUCCAAGGUUGAUCUAUCAUUCGUUUGCUCCGUGUAAAUACACUCUUGGUACUGUUGAUUGCACAUUUUCUUAUCCCCUCCAAAACAACUCACUCUUUCAACUGUCUUUCUUUGCAUCCCGUCGAGUGAUUCCCACCUCUCGAAACCGACUUUCGAAAUAAUUUACCAAAAUACCUCGACAAUUCACUCCGCCAAAAUCGACAACGCUCACUUACUUACAUUUUCGCUUCAAAGAUCUCCCAUAUAUACGCUCACUACCUCCACCCAACGCCAGCGCCCACCAUUAUGUUAAGACGCUAGCUAUUUUCUUUAUCUCGCACCAAACACCCACAAAUAUCCCACUGCCGAAAUACCCCUCCAUCUACAAAUUCGAAUUGGAUGUUGGCAGAGGAAGUAAUUCUUCAACAUCUUUGUGCUGAUGGACCUGCGAACCCUCUGAAGAAUACACAAACAUUCGAUGUCAUCAAGGUCAAGAAAGGCCCAAAAACUCAUGCUUUCUGACUCACCAACUCACACUCAAUCGCCUUCCAGAGACGUCGAAUAUUUAAAAUCCAGGGAUAAUGAGGAGGAUUUACUGGAUUCAGAAUAUGAUGCCCCGGAGGAAUAUGAAGAACUCGACACAAUAGGUCUUACAGACUUUCUCGAUUUCGACCCUAAACCCACCUUGAUAUUCGAUUUUCUGCGACAUAAUGCCUUCGGAGACAGCUUGGAGGCGGUAUAUACAAACAAAGCUUUCAAAUCUAAUACUUAUCUGGCAAUCGCCAUAUCGAACUCUGAAGAGUCGGCUUCUCCAACGAAUCAUCCUGGAGAGCCUCCCUUCACAACCUUCAGAUCUCUGAUCAAGGAUUUCAUUCAAAACCAAGUCAGUGAAAGGUCUCAAGGCCAACCAUUUUCAUACAAUGGGUUCCUCUGGUCUGGAUUUACUGUUCGGAGGAGAUGGGUCUUGAUUUGUGGUAACAAGGUUGAUGAUGAGUUGCGAGAUCUCGUAUUUAGUAAUUAUCCUCACAACCAAAAGGGAUCUUUCAGCACUACAUUCUCCGACAAGACAAUUGCGGCCUUGAAAGAUGUUCAAGUAUCCAAUCUUAAUAGUCCAGCGAGUGGCGCACAAAAAGAAGAUACAAUUAUGUGUGAACUUGCCAGUAGUCCCCCAGAUUGGACCACAGAGUCUCCUGUUGUGGACUGGACCGUCGAGUGUCCUUUUGGUUAUCUCUCUGAUCACAUUACCUUCGCUCGAAGUGUCGACUGGUCUUCAACACCUUUAGGGCCAAUGAAUAGUUGGACGCCGGAGUUUCGUCAAAUUGUAAACAUGGUGAUGGCUAAUCCCCAUCCUGCUGCUAUUUUCUGGGGCGAAGAAUUAACGGUAUUAUACAAUCAAGCAUAUGCGGAGACUGUAGCUGGUCAAAAGCAUCCACAUCUGAUGGGUACAGGCGCUAGAGGGCCAUUUGCUGAAGUGUGGGAGCAGUAGGUGCAGUCUCUUUUCAAUAUUAUAUGAUCAGAUAAAAUUUGGCUUUUCACCCUGCCACUUUCUUUGAUACGCCUAAAAUCUCAUACUAACAUCUUGCAAAAGGGUCGGAGAAGUCUUCAAUGAAUGUCGACGGACAGGGAGGGGACUCGCAAUGGCAGAUCAGAUGUAAGGACAGCACAUACUAUCAACAAUCCCCCUAUUGAACUAAAUCCUCGCUCUUGACUUUGUUAUUUUCACAUCCUACCUUCAUUUUGUUGUGGGUAACGAAAAUUCUGAGAGCCAUGUUUCAAGCACAUCUUCGUGUAUUUCCUUCAAACACUCUAUUCUUGGCAUAUUUGUGACAUCUUCAAAGUCUAACACUACUUGCUACCUUUAGCCCACCAUACGGUAGCUUGAUUUAUAAUUACACACUGACCUCCGCAUCAUUAGGUUGCCCUUACAGCGUCGGGGGUUCGUCGAGGAGACGUUUUAUGUAAGUAACGCCAUUUAAUUAUCACCGCUUGGACCCAGGUAUUUCAAAAAACACGCUUCUUAUUUAAGAGCCCUAUUUUUGCCCCGUUCCCAAGCUUCUUCAUCAAAGUAUCCCACUAACCCCCAUGGUUUUCCGCAGUCUUGGACCUUAACUCCGAUAUGGAACGCCAGCAGCACCCCUGAACUUCUAGGUGUUUACAACGCCCCUUUUGAGACAACUGAAAAGGUGGUCAGCAAUCGCAGGAUGAAAACACUUCUGAAAGUCAGUGAAGAAACAGCCCUUGCUCAAUCUGUGCCUGAUUUCUGGCAAUUGAUCCUCGGUGGCCUUGUGGAGAACGAAUAUGACUUCCCAUUUGUUUUACUUUACUCAGUGCUCGACGACGUCGAAAAUGAUGCGACAUCCUCCCGAGGUUCUAUUUCUUCAGAUAGUUCUACAAGUAUCAAAUCUGUUAUUCUAGAAGGCUCGUUGGGUGUUCCCGAGGGACACAUAUCAGCUCAAAGUAGACUUGAUCUGAAAAGACAUCUAGGAGGAUACGUGCCAGCGUUGAGAGAAGCCAUGAAAACACGCCAGCCAACUUUACUGUCACUUUCGAGUAGUGUGCUCCCAGUUGAUCUGACGCGAGGAUACAACUGGAGAGGAUGUGGCGAGCCGUCACGAGAAGCUGUGGUAUUGCCAUUGAGACCAACCAAUGCUGAAAGUACUUUGGGGUUUCUGGUAAUUGGAGUGAACCCCCGGAGACCGUAUGACGCCAACUACGAAUCAUUUGUUAAAAUAUUGAACAGACAAUUGGCGAACUCCUUAGCUUCAGUCACACUUUUCCAGGACGAGAUUCGACGUGGUACUGAUGCUGCGGAAAUUGCUGCUGCCGAGCGUAUAAAAUUAUCUGAAGAGUUGGCUUUUCAAAAAAGUCGACUCCAACGUAUCGCUGAAGUUUCGCCAGUGGGAAUGUUCUCGGUUGAUUCUGAUGGCAUACUACUCGAAGCUAAUGAUCGUUAUUACGAGAUUACGAAUCUUCCCCGCGAUACUGCCGCUAAAUUGUCUUGGAUGGAUACGAUUGCUCCAUCUAGCAUCCCCACAAUGAUGAAGGGUUGGGAGAAACUCACCAUUCGUAAUCAGCCGUGGUCUGGUGAACUGCAACUCGUCAAGCCAUGGUACGAUCCUGUGACGGGCGAUGAGUUUGAUAAUUGGAUUUUGGCGAGUUAUCAGCAUGAAUUUUCUCCAGAUGGAAGCAUCAAAAGCAUAAUGGGAUACUGUACGGAUAUCACACUUCAAAAAAGGUUUGCCAGAGAAAUGGAGGAUCGCGCAGAGCUCUCUGAACAACUUUUACUUCGCACCAAUCAAGCUAACGAAAUUGAACGAAACUUCAGACGAUUCAGUGAUCUUGCUCCUGGUGGCCUAGCGAUUCUGGAUCCUGAAGGUAGACUAACUUACGCAAAUGAGCAGUGGUUUCAGACUUCAGGCCUGCCAAAUAAUGAAGCACUACCUGGAAGGCCCUUCUCAUGGAUGGCUGCAAUAGAUGAGCUAGACCAACCAAAGUUUAGGUCGCAAUGGCUAUCGUUGAUCAAAAACACUACUCCUUUCGUGACAGAAACACGUAUGAAACAACCAUGGAUUGGAGAUAUUGCCGGAACUACACUCACGAUCCAGCGCUGGGUUUUAGGUACAUUCUCAGCAGAGAAUGACGAACAUGGGAAAUUGAAGAAUGUGAUGGGCUGUAAGUCAUGUUUAUUUCCAAUCUCUCUCUUGUCAUGUAAAGAAUCAGCACAAGAAAUAUCUCGUUCGCAUACAGCUACAUGAUAGGUUAAAGAGAACAGCUUUGUUCACCCCUAGCAUUUAUAAUGGUGGCUCACUGACAUAAAAAAGGCUGUACAGAUAUCUCAAGGAUCAAGUGGGCGGAGGACCUUCAAGAUCGAAGGUUGAAAGACUAUGAAGAAACAAGAAGGCAGCAAAACUCGUUUAUUGACAUAACAAGUCAUGAGAUGCGCAAUCCACUCAGCGCUAUUGUCCAAUGUGCAGAUGGCAUCUCAUCAUCCUUAAAACAAUACAAAUCUGCAAAGGAAAAUCUAGAUGAGGAGAUCUUGACUAUUAUCAAGGACGGUAUAGAUGCCGCCGAAACGAUUCAACUUUGUGCUCAGCACCAAAAGUCAAUCGUCGAUGACGUUUUGACGAUUUCCAAAUUAGAUUCAAACCUUCUUGUGAUCACACCAGUCUCUACCAAGCCCGUAGAGGUGGUGAAGCUCGGGCUAAAGAUGUUCGCAGGGGAAUGUCAAAUGAAUACCAUAUGUCUCAACCUAGAUAUCAAACAGUCCUUCCGAGAUUUGAAAGUUGACAGUGUCAUGCUCGAUUCCAGCAGGUUGACUCAAGUCUUAAUCAACCUCAUGACGAACGCUAUCAAAUUUACCAAGAACGAGAAAAGACGCGAAAUCCAUGUGUCCAUCAGUGCUUCCCCGGAACCACCUCUAUUCGAGUCAUUAGCUGAUUUCGAAUACUUUCCGUCUCCUACCAGACUUGCAAAAGCCAACGUCACCGCUAGUGAGGAAUGGGGAAGAGGCCAAAUCAUCUACCUUCGAUUCGAAGUAAGAGAUACAGGUUGUGGAUUAACGCCUGCCGAAAAGAAAAAUCUGUUUACUCGUUUCUCUCAAGCAUCACCUCGAACUCAUGUACACUACGGAGGAUCCGGCCUUGGACUAUUUAUAUCGCGCCAACUUAUAGAGUUACAAGGGGGAGAAAUCGGUGUGGCGUCGGAAUAUGGAGUUGGGAGUACCUUUGCUUUUUACAUCAAGUGCCGUCGUGCAUUGAAUCGAGCAAAUACUAUGGAUAUUGAAUCGCAGAUGCACUCAGACCUAGAAGCAAACGGGAGAUUAGCAACGAAUGUUCCAAAAAGCAUCAAAGACCAUGAAGAAAAGAUGCUGAAUCAGCUCUUAGACUUGAAGGAGAAGGGAAGAUUACCUACUAAUCGUAACUCGUUUGAAUUCGAAGAGGAGGAUAGUCAACAUUUAAAACCGACUAAGAAUCCGGAUUUCCUAUCGCCUAGUUCGUGGAGUGUAUUGAUUGUGGAGGAUAAUUUGGUUAACCAGAAAGUUCUGGCGGCGCAGAUGAAGAGGUUGGGAUGCAAGGUCCACGUAGCGAAUCAUGGGAAGGAGGCCAUUGAGUUUGUGAAAAAGACUGAUUUUUGGUUUGGUGACACGUCGAAUUCCGUGCACGGGUUUGUGGCACCUGAGGUAAGACUUUCCUUCUCCGCAUCUCUCUCUCUCUCUCCGUGUUUUCCGCAUCCUAACAUCUAGCGCACAGAACACCUCUGUUUCAGCCCGAAGUCAAGAACCUCUAGAACCACACCAGCAAUUACAAUCUAAUUCUUCAUCACACAAACUCCCCAUCCCACUAACCCUUAUCCUUCUCGACAUAGAAAUGCCCGUUAUGGACGGUCUUACUUGCGCCCGAGAAUUGCGCAGAAUGGAACAGACAGGGGAACUGAAGGGACAUGUACCAGUUGUAGCGGUAACGGCUAAUGCGAGAGCGGAGCAGAUUCAGCAGGCGUUGGAAGCGGGUAUGGAUGAGGUUAUGACGAAACCUUUUAGAAUUACGGAGUUGGUGCCAGUUAUUGAGGGGGUUUUGGUGAGAGUCGGGGGUAGAGGAAAAAGAGAGCGAGGGAUGGGAUGAGGGAAGAUGAGGAAUGUGCAUAAAAUAAGGCAGUGGGAGAGGAAGAGGAAGAAAAGCGGUGUGAAGUUGGGUAGGACGCGGAGCUGCGAACAGAGUUGGUCAAGGGGAAGUGGAAAUGGGUCAUGAAAAUCAAGAUGACCUAAAAGUAUCUCAAAAGGAGUCAGGCGGGUCAAGAAAGAAGGAAAGAUGGAUUACAGAACAAAAAACCCGAAAAAAAUGAAUAGGGAACAUCAGAGGAUGAACCUAUCAAGCAAAGCACGCACAGUACAAUACGAUAAGAUAUCCUAAUGAAAUAUAUGGGAAGGAAGUGCGGACGGAAUUCUUUACUUUUAGUUUCACAUUUACGGCAUUGCAUUGCAUGGUACAUAGCGAUGGAUUGGAUAUGGAUAUUGAUGAUUGAUUGGUUUAUUGGUUUAUAAUAAUACCCAUUUUUGCAUUUUUGCAAUGCAUGUAUGUAUGUAACGAAUUGGAUUGAAAGGUGGGUUUAUAAAGUGAAAGGAAGGAAGGAGAUAGCAAGUGAAUAAAUAAAAGUAUAUAAGAUGUAUGAGCAUAUGGAUUGGAUUUGUUAAAUGAGUUUUAUUUAUUGAGUUUUUUUGUUGUGCGUGGGUGACUGUA
This is a messenger RNA of Sclerotinia trifoliorum, 6506 nucleotides long. The record is from the annotation of a GenBank genome assembly. NCBI's taxonomy places the organism in Eukaryota, Fungi, Ascomycota, Leotiomycetes, Helotiales, Sclerotiniaceae.